Ascochyta rabiei is the source of this 867-nucleotide messenger RNA. RefSeq lists its product as uncharacterized. The transcript has a single exon. The coding region runs from base 1 to 867 and encodes 288 amino acids. NCBI's taxonomy places the organism in Eukaryota, Fungi, Ascomycota, Dothideomycetes, Pleosporales, Didymellaceae. The record is from RefSeq and is a predicted model, not a curated record.
AUGUCGAAGCAAGAGAUGCAGACGGAUGGUUCAGAAAAACCAUACAGCAUCGACCACUACCCCAUAUUCUCCUACGCUGCCAAGCCCGCCGUCUACUUCCCUGUCCACUACUUCGAGAAGGGCGUGUAUACUGACAAGGAGCAGUAUCUGAAUCUUGAUCUGUACGAGGCGACGCUCAACGGACUGAAUUUGUCGGACGCGCAUCGGGCCUGCGUGGCGGAGAAGAAGAACGCGGUGACUGCUGUUGUCAUUGUCUCCGAAGACGUAGGCGCAUGGGCGCUCGAGCGCCACAAAGGUAAGCGGCGCAGCCUCUGGGCCCAUUUGAACCAUCGCUACGAGGCGAAUUCGCUGCAGCGCAAGUCCUUGAACGAGCGUCCUAACGGUGGUGUCGAAGCAUGGGGCAAGCCCACCACCACACCCUCCCACGAACACAUCCCCCGUGAAGUCCGCCGCGAGCAGCGCCUAGCGAAAUGCAACCGCAUGCGCACGCACCGGCCCAUCGACCUGGAGCUCGAGGCAAAGUUUGCCCACCUACGCACUGACGCGCCGAAGCUGAAGUCGCUGCAGCAGAACGAAGCGUGGGCGCACGAGCAGCUGAAACUCAGCAACGAGGCGCGCAUACGCGACAAAGCGCUGGGGUUCAAGUACCGUCUGCGCAUGUCGUUGAAUGCCGAAGUGCCAGAGAGCGCCGGGAUGGUAGAUGAGCGGAAAUCAUGUUUUGCUCGCCGUGAUGGGGAGCGGAAGUGGAAGGUGGUGCGGUUUGAUGAUGUUCAUAUGGCGAAGAAGGUGCGGUGGGCGGAUGUGGAGCAUCUGCAGGAGCUGGAAGAGGAGUUGGGGCAGCCAGAGUACGGUGAUACGUCUUCAUAG